Messenger RNA from Fusarium keratoplasticum, 2046 nucleotides. RefSeq names its product Glycerol-3-phosphate dehydrogenase. The transcript is spliced from 2 exons. Lineage: Eukaryota; Fungi; Ascomycota; Sordariomycetes; Hypocreales; Nectriaceae. Gene Ontology annotation, cellular component: glycerol-3-phosphate dehydrogenase (FAD) complex; mitochondrion. Gene Ontology annotation, molecular function: glycerol-3-phosphate dehydrogenase (quinone) activity. Gene Ontology annotation, biological process: glycerol-3-phosphate metabolic process. Bases 1 to 2046 code for a protein of 681 amino acids. The record is from RefSeq and is a predicted model, not a curated record.
AUGUCGCCCGCCGGCGGGGCAAGAUCCGGCAUCUUUCGCCGCUUCCUACUCCCCGGUGCAGUUGCUACAUCCGGUGCUGUCCUACUCUACAGCUACCGGCCGCGCGAUUUCACUGGACAUUCGUCUCCCGCUGUUCCGCCCCCUACUUUCGGCGCAGAUGGCACCUUCAAGCUUCCUCGGUUCCCCCGCGUCAAGUCGCGCAACGAACAAUUAAACCACCUUCGCGAGAGCUCCCGCCCAGACGUUCAGGAGUAUGAUAUGCUCAUUAUUGGAGGCGGCGCCACUGGCGCUGGCGUCGCCCUCGACGCUGCUACUCGUGGCCUCAAAGUUGCUGUGGUCGAGCGCGAUGACUUCAGUAGCGGCACCAGCAGUAAGAGCACCAAGCUUGUGCACGGCGGAGUGCGCUACCUCGAAAAGGCAGUUUGGAACCUCGAUUACAGUCAAUACAUGCUGGUCAAGGAGGCUCUCAAGGAGCGCAAGUAUUUCCUCCAGACGGCCCCUCAUCUGAGCUCCUGGCUGCCCAUCAUGCUACCCCUCGACAAGUGGUGGAAAGCACCCUACUACUGGGCUGGUACCAAGUUCUACGAUUUUCUGGCUGGCAGCGAAGGCAUCGAAAGCUCCUACUUCCUCACCCGCAGCAAAGCUCUUGAAGCUUUUCCUAUGCUAAAGCAAACAGACCUGGUUGGCGCUCUCGUCUACUAUGACGGUGCCCACAACGACUCGCGCAUGAAUGUUUCCAUCGCCAUGACUGCCGCUCUCUAUGGUGCAACUGUUGUCAACCACGCCGAGGUCACGGGCCUCUUGAAGGACGACCAGGGCAAGCUCUGCGGUGCCAAGGUCAAGGACCUCGUCGCAGCCAAAGAUGGUCGGCCGACGGAGGAUAUCACCGUCCGCGCCAAGAGUGUCAUCAACUGCACUGGACCCUUUACCGACUCGAUUCGCAAGAUGGACGACCAAAAGUGCAAGGAAAUUGUCGCCCCGGCCUCUGGAGUUCACGUCAUUCUCCCUGGUUACUUCAGCCCUGGAAAGAUGGGUUUGAUCGAUCCCUCAACGUCAGAUGGCCGAGUUAUCUUCUUCCUCCCCUGGCAAGGCAACACCAUCGCUGGUACCACCGACUCCCCAUCCACCAUUUCACCUAACCCCCUCCCUGAUGAGAAGUCGAUCGAGUGGAUCUUGAGCGAGGUUAGCCACUAUCUGUCUCCUGAAAUCAAUGUGCGCCGAGGCGAUGUCCUCGCCGCCUGGUCCGGUAUUCGCCCCCUGGUCAAGGAUCCCAAGGCUAAAAACACGGAAUCUCUGGUUCGCAACCACCUGAUUGAUGUGGCCCCGUCAGGCUUGCUCACCUGCGCUGGUGGUAAGUGGACAACCUACCGUCAGAUGGCCGAGGAGUGUGUAGAUGCUGCUAUCGAUGAGUUCGGACUCAAGCCGAAGCCGGUCCGGGAUGCUCCUCGAGUCAGCGGAACUGAGAUGAUUGACGACGGCGCGAUCCUCGACGGUACAUGCCAAACGCAUAAGGUCCGCCUUGUUGGUGCUCACGGCUUCAGCAACACUCUUUUUAUCCCUCUCAUUCAACACUUCGGCGUUGAGACUGAGGUGGCAAAGCAUCUGACUGAGUCCUAUGGCGAUCGUGCCUGGACUGUUGCCUCUCUCUGCAAGCUCACAGACAAGCGAUUCCCUGCUCGUGGCGAGCGUAUCUCCCAGCUGUACCCCUUUGUUGAUGGCGAAAUUCGCUACGCUGUUCGACACGAGUAUGCCCAGACCGCUGUUGACGUCCUUGCCCGACGCACACGGUUGGCGUUCCUCAACGCUCAGGCUGCUCUCGAAGCCCUGCCCAAGGUCGUGGACGUUAUGACUGAGGAGCUCAAGUGGGAUCGCCAGAGACAAGAUCACGAAUGGAAAGAAGCUGUUGCCUACCUGGAGUCGAUGGGUCUACCAAAACCCAUGCUCACAACGACGCGUAAGCAGGUCGAGCAAGGAAAGCUCGACUUUGCCAAUUCUCUUGAGUGGAAGAUGUAUUCGCGUCACGACAAGCCAUCGGAGGACGAUUGA